AUGAACACUUACCUCAUUCUCCUAUGCUUGCUGUCUGAAGGUAAGUUAUUUUCCAUGGCUUCUGACCAGUUGAUUCUGCUCGUAUAAGAUAAAGCAACAUUUCCCACGUUUGACAGGUCAUUGAUUAUUUUGUAUGUAGGCUAAACUUCUUUUAUUUACUUGUUUCCCUGACUUCUUUCUUUUGUAGCCGUCUCUGUCAACGUCGUAGCUAGAGGAGACACCAGGGUGGACUUCAAUGGCGAUGCAUCAUAUGCCUGCACCCUUGCGGACCCGACAGGUGUGCUGCAAGUUACCUGGCAGAGGCUGUUCAAAGACGACUCGGUGGAGAAUCUUGCCACCUACAGCAAGCGAUUUGGAGCUCAAAUCAUAGACCCGCACCGAGACAAGGUGGUUUUCACUGAGGCAUCUCUCAACUCGUCGUCUAUUACCGUGAAGAAUGUAACAUGGGCGGACGAAGCCUGCUAUAUUUGUUCCUUCAACGUUUACCCGAGUGGAUCAAGACGCAAGCAGCCUUGUCUUACCGUUCAAGGUUAGUCAACUAACUAAUCAACGAAUUAACUAGUUAACUAUUAAUGAACUGGUCAACUAAUUAUCCACCCUUUGAUUAGGCCUAGUUGAAUCAGGUGUGCCGGUGGAAUAGAAGCGCUAAAAAGUCUCUGGGGGUGUUCUUGGAGAGAAUCCUUUUGGGGAAAACACUGUUACAUAGCAUUCAUAAAGUCUUCACAAUAAAUGCUUCACAACUAAUUUAUAAGCAAAAUCAUACAAAUAAAGAGUAACGUUAGGCUUCGUUUACACAGGCACCCCAAUUCUGAUCUUUUGCCCAAUUAUUGGCAAAGGAGCUGAUUAGAUUGGUCAAAAGACUAAUUAGUGAAAAAAGAUCAGAGUUUAGCCAACCUUUACAGCAGGACUAAGGCAGGAUUUCUGAAUCAUACAGUAGGGCCAAGGGUUUAUUAAGCCAUUUAAACCAAAAUAUGAAAUGGAAUUAUAACUUCUCAGAUUUAUUGUGUUGUCCGUCUUGUAAAUAAUAAUUUAUUCUUAAUUGACCUGCCUGGUAAAAUGAAGGUAAAAUCAAUGUGAGCUAAUAUUCCCUGUUUCAUCUAUUCUAAGGUGUAUCUGAAGUGAGAGCCACAAUGCAAAAAGUCCCCAGCACUGAACCUAAAGCAGACAUGGAAGUUGUGGUCAGCUGCUCAGCCACGGGAAAACCAGCACCUUGGAUCCAAUGGAACAUUUCUGCAGCGGCACUAAUAAAGACGCCUAACAACUGGACUGUCGUUAACAAAGACCAAACUGUCACAGCCAUUAGCAACAUCACCCUCCAACUGUUGCCAGGUUCAGGGGGAUACGUGGACUGUAUGGUAAACAAUGGGAUGAGGACACAGAGACACGAGAGAGUUCUGCUUCCUGUUCUCCCUGGAGAGAGGGAGGUUGAAGAGGGUACGUAAUGUUGACGUGUCAUAUACUUUUAGACCAUACACUUUUAGAGUGUCAGUUCAGUACAGAAUGGUCCAACUUGAAAACGACAUUGAGAAAACAUCCUCAUCCCCAGUGGCAUGGUGGGAUAGCCUAGUGAACCAGCCAGAUCGUGCGAUAGCUCACUAUUCUAACAGAAUGGUGAGCACGAUGAGAUCAGGCUGGUUGCAAGAGGCUAAUGUUGUGAUGCUGGUAGUGCUGUUAAUCUAAUCGCACCAGUUAAGUUUCAUUUUGACUUCUGUGGUAAAGAAUCACGAGUCACUCCCUGUAGAGUCAAGUGUGUUAUUGAGUUCUGAGUAGUUUCCUGCCCCUCAGGGAAGGUAAAUGAAGGAUGGAUGAUAUGUUAAAGGGGAAAACCAUAUCAACAUUCUAUUCAAACAGACUUAAUUGAAAAGGGCGGCAGGUAGCUUAGUGGUUAAGAGCGUUGUGCCAGUAACCGAAAGGUCGCUGGUUCUAAUCCCCGAGCCGACUAGGUGAAAAAUCUGUCGAUGUGCACUUGAGCAAGGCACUUAACCCUAAUUGCUCCUGUAAGUCGCUCUGGAUAAGAGCGUCUGCUAAAUGACCAAUUUAUAUUAUUUAUAAAAGAGGAGGUACAAUUCCCAGCUUCCUCUUCUCAAGAAAUAGGAUCUCUUCAAAUGCAUGCUCACUGCAAUUUCAUGUUUCACCAUCCAGAUGACAAGAGGAUAUCCCCGUGGGCGGUUGGCAUUCCAGUUAUCCUAAUCAUUUCCUUUUUAGUCAUCUGCGGCAGUGUCAUGCUUCAAAAGAAAAAAGGUGAGUCCGCACAAGAUUACCAUAAGGUUGAAGGAAUUGUCCGUAGAGCUCAGAGACAGGAUUGUGUCAAGGCACAGAUCUGGGGAAGGGUACCAAAAAAUGUCUGCAGCAUUGAAGGUCCCCAAGAACACAGUGGCCUCCAUCAUUCUUAAAUGGAAGAAGUUUGGAACCACCUAGACUCUUCCUAGAGCUGGCUGCCCGGCCAAACUGAGCAAUCGGGGGAGAAGGGCCUUAGUCAGGGAGGUGACCAAGAACCCGAUGGUCACUGACAGAGCUCCAGAGUUCCUCUGUGGAGAUGGGAGAACCUUCCAGAAUCAGGCCUUUAUGGUAGAGUGGCCAGACGGAAGCCACUCCUCAGUAAAAGACACAUGACAGCCCGCUUGGAGUUUGCCAAAAGGCACCUAAAGGACUCUCAAACCAUGAGAAACAAGAUUCUCUGGUCUGAUGAAACCAAGAUUGAACUCUUUGGCCUGAAUGCCAAUCGUUUUCCAGCGGCAGGGACUUGGAGACUAGUCAGGAUAAAGGGAAAGAUUAAUGGACAAAAGUACAGAGAGAUCCUUGAUGAAAACCUGCUCCAGAGCACUCAGGACCUCAGACUGGGGUGAAGGUUCACCUUCACCACCAGGGGGGGGGGGAUAUAUUUGUCUGUGUUAGGCUUCUAUUUAAUUUAACUUGAAUCCAUUUUGAGAUGAUAGCACCUGUGUUAAUGUAAGGUUUAUGCUGUUAUUAUUACAUCCUGUACCUAUAGUAAUAUAGAUACAUUAAUGUUUUACCUCCUUUGUUAUAUCAAUGCAAUGUAUGAAUGUAUUUGAGCACUGAAAAUGUAAUGGUGAUGAUGACAAUGUUUGCACUUUGAUUGUUUGAUAUACUGUACCUUGUUCACUAGAUUUAAGUGUAUCACAUUUUAGUUCCUGUUUGUAUUUAUUUUGAUCAUGGAUGUUGCUCGUUGUGUUUGACCUCACUUGAUUUGACACUGUUUAUAAAUCAGGCUAUUAUUCUCGCUUGAUCUGUACAAUGUUUUAGAUUGUUUAAGAUUCAAAAGCAUUCUUUAAAUGUAUUGUGUUCUCCCCUAUAAAACUAUAUGCUGUAUUUAAAAAAUCACAAACUGCCCAUUGUCACCUUGUUUACAGUAACAUCACCAUUUAAAUCAGGGUUAGGUUGUUAUAGGUCUGCACCAGGCUCACUUGGCGGUGUGUGUAAUAUUUUGAGAAGAGUUCAUCUAAUUAACCUUCUCAACUAAAACUGGUAAAACACCAGCAGAGUUUACUUUUACUGUAUGGGGAGGGACUUCUGCCAAAAAGGUCGGUAUGUGAUAGGUCCAUUCGAAUCAGGAGGGAAAUUCACAAUUCUUCCUAAGAACUCACAUUUUCACCAUGGCUCCUGCACUCCACAACUAUCUGUUUAUUUAGCUAAUAGUCCUCCCUAAAGGUGAGUUAUAUCAGUUUUAUGCAUGAUAUACUGCAUUUGUCAGCUUUCUAUUUUAAUUGAAAAAGUAUUGCUGACACUCUAGCUUUUCUUUAUGAAAUGAGGUGCUUUAAAAACCUGUUUAACUGAUCAAACCUAUUUAUUUCAAUACACUGCAUUCAUCAUUUUAUUUAUCUUCCACUAUACAGAUAGACUAAAAUAUAUACAGAUGAAUGUAGUGAAAGUCACUGUAUAAACUGUAUAGUACAUUUUACAUUUAGCAGAUGCUCUUAUCCAGAGCGACUUACAGGAGCAAUUAGGGUUAAGUGCCUUGCUCAAGGGCACAUCGACAGAUUUUUCACCUAGUCGGGUCGGGGAUUAGAACCAGCGACCUUUCGGUUACUGGCACAACGCUCUUAACCACUAAGCUACCUGCCGCCCCACUAGUAUAGUGGAAGUCAAUGUAUAAACUGUAUAGUGUAGUGGAAGUCACUGUAUUAACUGUAUAUUUAACUAUUUAUUUUUUAUUUAACCUGUAUUUAAUUAGACAUGCCAGUUAAGAACAAAUUAUUUACAAUGACGGCCUACCAAAAGGCAAAGGCCUCCUGCGGGUACGGGGGCUGGGAUUAAAAAUAAAUAUAUAGGGCAAAACACAUCAAGACAAGACAGACCUAACACAACAUAGCAUGGAAGCAACACAUGACAACACAGCAUGGUAGCAACACCACAUGACAACAACAUGGUAGCAACAUUAUUGGGCACAGACAACAGCACAAAGGCAAGAAGGUAGAGACAACAAUACAUCACGCGAAGCAGCCACAAAUGUCAGUAAGAGUGUCCAUGAUUGAGUCUUUGAAUGAAGAGAUGGAGCUCAAACUGUCUAGUGUUUUUUGCAGCUCGUUCCAGUCGCUAGCUGAAGCGAAAUGAAAAGAGGAGCGACCCAGGGAUGUGUGCGCUUUGGGGACCUUUAACAGAAUGUGACUGGCAGAACGGGUGUUGUAUGUGGAGGAUGAGGGCUGCAGUAGGUAUCUCAGAUAGGGGGGAGUGAGGCCUAAGAGGGUUUUAUAAAUAAGCAUCAACCAGUGGGUCUUGCGACGGGUAUACAGAGAUGACCAGUUUACAGAGGAGUAUAGAGUGCAGUGAUGUGUCCUAUAAGGAGCAUUGGUGGCAAAUCUGAUGGCCGAUUGGUAAAGAACAUCUAGCCGCUCGAGAGCACCCUUACCUGCAGAUCCAUAAAUUACGUCUCCAUAAUCCAAUAAAGAGCUCCCGAGUGCCGCAGCGGUCUAGAGGCGUCACUACAGACCCGGGUUUGAUCCCGGGCUGUAUCACAACCGGCCGUGAUCGGGAGUCUCAUAGGGCGGCGCACAAUUGGUCCCGCGUCGUCCGGGUUAGGGGAGGGUUUGGCCCAACGUCAUCCGGGUUAGGGGAGAGUUUGGCCCAACGUCAUCCGGGUUAGGGGAGGGUUUGGCCGAGGGGGCUUUACAAGUAGGCCGUUAUUGUAAAUACAAAUUCUUAACUGACCUGCCUAGUUAAAUAAAGGUUAAAUAAAAUAAAAUACAAAUCUAGCAUGGGUAGGAUGGUCAUCUGAAUCAGGGUUAGUUUGGUUAAGUAUGAUUUAAUCAGUGAACAAAGUAAGAGGAUUGAUCUAAAGCCAUAGCUCCUUAUAUCAACUGAUAUCCACACGUUCUGUAGUUGAUGUUACUUUAAUAAUUCAACACAUGAACCCAUACUGCAGUCAGUUUAAAAGUCCCUUCAUUCAUAACUUCCUCCUACUGUACCUAGACUAGAUUAUAGACUAGUUCUGUACUCCCCCUUCUGGCCAUUCUGAGAACUACACCACUAUAUAUUGUAUACAGUGAAUCCGGAAAGUAUUCAGACUCCUUCACUUUUUCCAUAUUUUCUUACGUUACAGCCUUAUUCUAAAAUCGAUUAAAUUGUUUUUUUCCCCUCAUCAAUCUACACACAAUAUCGCAAAAUAACAAAGCAUAAAACAGGUUUUCAGAAAUGUUUGUAAUUUUAAUAUUACAUUUACAUAAGUAUUCAAAUCAAAUCAAAUCAAAUUGUAUUGGUCACAUGCGCCGAAUACAACAGGUGCAGACAUUACAGUGAAAUGCUUACUUACAGCCCUUAACCAACAGUGCAUUUAUUUUUUUGUUGUUGUUUUAAAAAUAAAACAACAAAAAAAGUGUUGAGAAAAAAAAGAGCAGAAGUAAAAUAAAAUAACAGUGUAUUCAGACCCUUUACUCAGUACUUUGUUGAAGCACCUUUCGCAGCGAUUACAGCCUUGAGUCUUCUUGAGUAUGACGCUAUAAGCUUGGCACACCUGUAUUUAGGGUGUUUCUCCCAUUCUUCUCUGCAGAUCCUCUGAAGCUCUGUCAGGUUGGAUGGGGGGCGUCACUGCACAGCUAUUUUCAGGUCUCUCCACAGAUGUUCGAUCGGGUUCAAGUUCGGGCUCUGGCUCUGGCUGGGCCACUCAAGGACAUUCAGAGACUUGUCCCGAAGCUUGUCCUGCAUUGUCUUGGCUGUGUGCUUAAGGUCGUUGUCCUGUUGGAAGGUGAACCUUCGCCCCAGUCUGAGGUCCUGAGCAGGUUUUCAUCAAGGAUCUCUCUGUGCUUUGCUCCGUUCAUCUUUCCCUCAAUCCUGACUAGUCUCCCAGUCCCUGCCGCUGAAAAACAUCCCCACAGCAUGAUGCUGCCACCACCAGGCUUCCCUGUAGGGAUGGUGCUAGGUUUCCUCCAGAAGUGACACUUGGCAUUCAGGCCAAAGAGUUCAAUCUUGGUUUCAUCAGACCAGAGAAUCUUGUUUCUCAUGGUCUGAGAGUCCUUUAGGUGCCUUUUGGCAAACUCCAAGCGGGCUGUCAUGUGACUUUUACUGAGGAGUGGCUUCCGUCUGGCCACUCUACCAUAAAGGCCUGAUUGGUGGAUUGCUGCAGAGAUGGUUGUCCUUCUGGAAGGUUCUCCCAUCUCCAUAGAGGAACUCUGGAGCUAUGUCAGAGUGACCAUCGGGUUCUUGGUCACCUCCCUGACCUAGGCCCUUCUCCCCCGAUUGCUCAGUUUGGCCGGACGGCCAACUCCAAGAAGAGUCUUUGUGGUUCCAAACUCCUUCCAUUUAAGAAUGAUGGAGGCCACUGUGUUCUUGGGGGCCUUCAAUGCUGCAGACAUUUUUUGGUUGCCUUCCCAGGAUCUGUGCCUCGACACAAUCCUGUCUCGGAGCUCUACGGACAAUUCCUUCCACCUCAUGGCUUGGUUUUUUCUCUGACAUGCACUGUCAACUGUGGGACCUUAUAUAGACAGGUGUGUGCCUUUCCAAACCAUCUCCAAUCAAUCGAAUUUAACACAGGUGGACUCCAAUCAAGUUGUAGAAACAUCUCAAGGAUGAUCAAUGGAAACAGGAUGCAUCUGAGCUCAAUUUCGAGUCUCAUAGCAAAGGGUCUGAAUACUUAUGUAAAUAAAGUAUUUCUGUUUUUUAUUUUUAAUACAUUUGCAAAAACAUUUAAACAACUGUUUUCGCUUUGUCAUUAUGGGGAAUUGUGUGUAGAUUGAUGAGAUAUUAAUUUUAAUUUAGUCCAUUUUAGAAUAAGGCUGUAGAGUAACAAAAUGUGGAAAAAGUCAAGGGGUCUGAAUAUUUUCUGAAUGCCCUGAAUAUACUGUUUAUACUGUAACACUUUCUAUGAAACCCAUGAUGCAUUAUACAGCAUUAUGCAUGUACUCAUAAUGUACUAUGAUAGGGUAAUAAUUUACCUAUCUAGCUGACAUGGGCUAGUAGUUGAUCAACUGUUUUUUUCUGACUGGUUAUAAACAGCUCACUAAGGUCUGUCAGGGAAUGACAUAACAAGAGGAAAACUGCUCAUACACUACCACAUUUCGAAAUCGCACCUUGUGGAUUCUACUAUUGCAGCUAUCAACAGCAGUAAAUUGAAGGCCUGACUGAGUUCCUAAAAAAAUCUCGGACCCGCGGCCCGUAUCGAGUCCGUUCUAGGUGUGGAUCCAAGACCGCGGCCCGUAUUGACCCCGUUCUAGGUCCAGAUCUGGACCACGGUCGCCAUUUGAGUAUGGCUGCUCUAUAAAGUAAUCUUUGAUUGGUUUAGCUAAAGUGAUGAAAUGCCUAAUAAUAAAGUGGUCAUUGUCCGCUUUUAGUGAAGUGAAACUUUAUGCACAUUUUAUGAUGACAUCACAAAUAUGUUUCAUUCUGUCUCACUGUUCUUUAUUCAAACAGUUACACAACACUACAUAACAUAACAUAACAUCACAACAUAACAUAAAUUGCCUCAAAAUUAUACUAUUGGCAAUUUGGCACUCCUGCACGUUGUAUUAACAUAAAUAGUCAAAAAUAGAAACAGGCAAAGCCCUGUGUGACAAAAUAUAGAAAAUUAUGGCUUUUCUCCAAAGCGACUUACAAUACAGUGUAUACAUUUUUUUGUAAUAUGGUCCCAGCGGGAAUCAAACCCACAAUGCACCAUGCUCUGCCAACUGUGUGUGUGUGAGUUUGUAAUAUAGUAAGUACUAAGUAGUGUGUAACUGUCUUCAUGAAGGGCUCUCUCAGUUGGUGAGAACACAGCAGGUUGUCACUGCAAUCCUGGGAGAAGAUGCAGUCUUAAACUGUGAACUCAUGAAACCCAAAGAAGUGCAGCAAGUAACCUGGCAAAAAUUGACACCAGGGGCGAAUGAAAAUGUGGCCACCUACAGUAAACGUGGUCCCAAUGUCAACCCACCUUUUAAGGGGAAAGUUGAGUUUGAAGACGAGGGUCUGCAGAACUGCUCUAUCAUCAUCAGAGGAGUAUCAAGAGGAGACGAGUCCUGCUACAAGUGUCUGUUUAACACCUUUCCAGAUGGAGCUAUCAGCGGAAGGACCUGCCUCCAAGUCAAUGGUAAAAACUGAUAACAUAAUGUACUGUAAAUGAUUGACCCAGAACAACUUCUUCAGAAUUUCAGGCAGCCAUUUUAUCAGAUCAUACAUCCAAUGUCUUGAAACCUUUUAUCAAAAUUGAAUAAUUUAGUAAACCACAAACCGCGGGCUCAGCUUCCGGCAGGGCAGGCGGAGGGGCAGAUUCCGGGUUGAGAGCCAGACCCGAUCACCCGGUACAAAGACCGGGGCCUCACUGCGGUGGCGGUCAGCGUUGGCCUUCUGACAAUGCACGGCGCGUUGGAGGUGGACAUGAGCAGCGUUCCACGUCUCCUCCAUGCGGCGAAACCAGUCAUCCACCGCAGGAACCUCGGUCUGGCUCUGGUGCCACAGUGCCAGAACCGGUUGAUAACCUAAAACACAUUGGGAUGGAGUUAGGUUAGUGGAGGAGUGACGGAGAGUGUUCUGGGUAUAUUCGGCCCAUGGCAAGAACACAGACCACUCCCCCGGCCGGUCCUGGCAGUAGGACCGCAGGAACUUACCCACAUCCUGAUUUACCUGUUCCACCUGCCCAUUACUCUCGGGGUGGAAACCAGAGGUCAGGCUGACCGAGACCCCCAGACGUUCCAUGAAUGCCUUCCAGACCUUGGAUGUGAACUGGGGACCCCGGUCAGACACUAUGUCCUCUGGUAUCCCGUAGUGCCGGAAGACGUGUGUAAACAGGGCCCCGCAGUCUGCAGGGCCGUGGGGAGACCGGGCAGAGGAUGGAGGCGGCAGGCCUUGGAAAAGCGGUCCACAACGACCAGGAUGGUGGUGUUACCUUGAGAGAGGGGCAGAUCAGUCAGGAAAUCAAUAAUUAGGUGAGACCAUGGCCGUUGUGGAACUGGUAAAGGCUGUUACUUACCCACUGGGAGGUGCCUAGGUGCCUUACUCUGGGCGCACACCGAGCAGGAGGAGACAUACACCCUCACGUCCUUCGCCAAGGUAGGCCACCAGUACUUUCCGGUUAGGCAGUGCACUGUACGACCGAUACCCGGGUGACCAGAGGAGGGGGACGUGUGUGCCCAGUAGAUCAGACGUCACGGACAAGAGCAGGCACGUACUGCAGCCCAGCUGGACACUGAGGUGGAGAUGGCUCUGUGCGUAACGCCUGCUCUAUAUCCACGUCCAUCGCCCAUACUACCGGCGCCACUAUGCAGGAGGCCGGGAGUAUGGGGGUGUUGUCUCUGGGCCUCUCCACUUUGUCAUACAGCCGUGACAGUGCGUCUGCCUUCACGUUCUUCGUACCCGGAAUGUAAGAUAGAGUGAAAUAAAACUGGGUGAAGAAUAGGGCCCACCUGGCCUGGCGAGGGUUCAGCCUCCUCACUUCCCGGAUGUACUCCAGGUUACGGUGGUCCGUCCAGACGAGGAAAGGGUGUUUCUCCCCUUCGAGCCAAUGCCUCCACACGGUCAGGGCUCUGACAACAGCCAACAGCUCCCGAUCACCAACGUCGUAGUUCUGCUCCGCCGGGCUGAGCUUCUUGGAGAAGAAGGCACAGGGGCGGAGCUUGGGUGGCGUGCCCGAGCGUUGACAUAGGACAGCGCCUAUCCCUACCUCGGACGCAUCCACCUCCACUACGAACAGUAGUGAUGGAUCGGGGUGGGCCAGUACCAGGGCUGAGGUGAACAGACCCCUCAGGUUACUGAAGGCCCUGUCAGCCUCAGCAGACCAGCGGAGCCGGGACGGCCCACCCUUCAACAGAGAUGUAUUGGGAGCUGCGACCUUGCCAAAGCCCCGGAUAAACCUCAGAUAGUAGUUGGUGAAGCCAAUAAAGCGCUGCACCUCCUUAACCGUGGUUGGAGUCGGCCAAUUACGCAUUGCUGAAAUGCGAUUUCCCUCCAUCUCCACACCUGAGGUGGUAAUGCGGUAUCCGAGGAAGGUGACGGACUGUUGGAAAAACAGACACUUUUUUGCCUUGGCAUAAAGGUCAUUUUCCAACAGUCGGGCCAGCACUUUGCAAACCAGGGACACAUGCUCGGCGCACAUAGUGGAAUACACCAGAAUGUCAUCGAUGUAGACCACUACACCGCGACCAAGCAUGUCCCGAAACACCUCGUUCACAAAGGACUGGAAGACGGAUGGAGCAUUCAUCAAACCAUAGGGCAUCACCAGGUAUUCAUAAUGCCCUGUGGUUGUGCUGAAUGCUGUCUUCCACUCAUCCCCCUCUCGGACAUGCACCAGGUUGUACACACUCCGGAUAUCUAAUUUGGUGAAGAAGCGCGCCCCAUGCAUUGACUCACCGAAGGAAUGAGGGGGAGAGGAUAACUAAAUAGUAUCGUCUCCUUGUUCAGUGAUCGAUAAUCAAUGCAAGGGCGCAGACCGCCAUCUUUCUUCUUCACAAAAAAUAAACUCGAGGAGGAGGGCGAAGUGGAGGGACGUAUACACCCCUGUCGCAGGGACUCGGUGACGUAUGUCUCAAUAGCCUCCGUUUCAGCCUGUGACAGGGGAUACACAUGACACUGUAAUCAGGAAAGUGGAUGUGUAGGGUACAGUGUGCAACAGAGGGCUCUGAACGAGUGUGGGUGUUCGAUACCUGGGGUGACGCGAGAGUGCCCUGCCUGCCGCCUCCAGACCCAAAAGAACGCUGAUGACGACAUGCGGUGAAAUGUCUUCUCGUGCCACCAGAGUGACACUGGCGCUAUCGUCCUCCGCUCUCUCGGAUCGCCGCUCCACCCAGCUCCAUCAGUUCGUGAUCCGAGUCGGCCGCCAGCAGGUUGUCCAAGCGGAUGGCCAUGUCCACCAGUUGCGUGAAGGACAACAUGGUGUCCCGGCAGGCUAGCUCCCUUCGGACGUUCUCCCGCAGAUGGCACCGGAAGUGGUCGAAGAGGGCCCGCUCGUUCCACCCGGACCCAGCUGCUAGAGUCCGGAACUCCAGGGCAAAGUCCGGCGCAGUCCUCGUCCCCUGCCUCAGGUGGACCAGCCGCUCGCCCGCCUCUCGACCCUCAGGCGGGUGAUCGAAGACAGCCCGAAAGAGGCGAGCGAACUCCCCGUAGUUGUCCAACGCGGCUCCUCCUUCAUUCCAGACCGCGUUGGCCCACUCCAGGGCUUUCCCCGAGAGGCAGGAGACGAGGGCGGACACCUUCUCCCGCUCCAAUGGGGCCGGCCUGAUGCUGGAGAAGUAGAGCUCCAGUUGGAGGAGGAAUCCCUGGCAGAGAGCAGCUGUCCCGUCAAACUCCCUUGGUCGGGAUAUAUGGAUCCCUCUGGAUGCUGGGGUGUGGGUGGCUGGAUCCGGUCGCCCAGCUGGUCUCGACAGAUCGUUGGGCCAGUAACCCAAAGGUCGCUAGUUUGAACUUGAGCAAGGCAGUUAACCCUAAUUGCUCCAGGGUCUCCGUUGAUAAUGGCAGACCCUGGCUGGUGUCUCAGGGGGAGUUGGGAUAUGCAACAAAAUAACAUUUCCAAUUCAGACAUGCUUAUAAUACACACUGUGUGAAAUAGGACGAAUAUAAACACACACCUAAUAAUAAUAAUCUUAAACAUGUUAUUUAUUUAUUUAAAUGUUAUAUAUUUGUGUAUUUUUGUAUUUAUUUAUUAAUUGUGGGAGGUGUCACACUUCAUUGUCUAUUGAUGCUUCCAGUUGAUAAUGGAAAGCAGCUGCAUUAUAGAAAGCAUACAGGGGAUUCAGCAGAUUACAUACACAAUGUUCUAAAUCCUUUGCGAGUUCCUGGGGUGGAUGAGGUAAGUAUGGUAUCUAAUGUCAUGUUGGCUUUCAUACACUCAUGGUUUUCUGAGGUACUACACAUGCACCCCCAUUCUGAUAUAUUCCCAAUUAUGUGCAAAAGACCUGAUCUGAUUGGUCAAAAGACCAAGUAGUUAAAAAAUAUAUCUGAAUUGGGUUGCCUGUGUAAACAACGCUUUAUGGCAGCCCAUUUCAGAUCUUUUGACAGUUAUUUGCAUAUAUGAUACCUAUCUGUUAUUUUCCCUAAUGUGUAAACAGCAAAAAAACACAUGGAAUCUGAUCUUUUGUCUUCCUAUUUAUAACACCUCCACAUGUGGAGCAGAAUCCUGAUACAAACCCCAUCCUCCAUAUGCGACCUCCGUCUGAACGCUCAGAUCUGAUUUUUUUUGUUCUUGCACCUGACAUUACCAUGACAACCACCCCAAAAUGUAAAGGAACAGCGACAGGAAAUGAGAAUUGCAUCUGUGUGCUUCUUCAGAGUGUGAAUUUCUUAAAUCUGAUAUGGGUCACAUGUUAAACUGAGUGUGGACAGUCAGAAAAAAAAAAUCAGAUUUGGGGUCUCAGGCUGCCUGUGUAAACACAGCCAUAGAACUUCAGAGGAAGCACUCUUUGCUGCAGCUCAGCUGUGAUAUUUGUAACUUCUGACUGUUCUACACCACACGAUUCUUCUAGUCAGCUGCUUAUCAAAACCUUGAAUAGUAGAAUAAUAUAAUAUAAUAAAAAUAAUAAUAUGCCAUUUAGCAGACACUUUUAUCCAAAGCGACUUACAGUCAUGUGUGCAUACAUUUUUACGUAUGGGUGGUCCCGGAGAUCGAACCCACUACCCUGGCGUUACAAGCGCCAUGCUCUACCAAUUGAAUCAGGUGUGGUAGAACUGGGCUGGAGCAAAAAGCCUGCACAACCACUUUAAGAGCCAUUUUGGCUACCCCUGAUUUAUAUGUAAAAAGUUCCUGUGUCUGAUGAUUAGGCUGUAAAUUAUGUAUUUUGUGAUAAUUCACUUUUGAAUAAAGGUACAGUAUUUUAGUACUAGGCCUGUCCUCAGUCAACUUUAAAGUAACUUAAAAAGUUUAUGUUGAAGAUUUUUGUAUUUUCCAGGAGCUUGCUCGAUUGUCUUUCCAGUUUAUCCCACAUUGCCUUAAAUGGGUUUCUGGUUUUUCGCUUCCCUCUGGAAAAUCAGCUGUUAGUAUUUCACUGUAACAUUGAAUAAAUAAUCAUAACUACCUUAUUUCUAUUGCCAUUUGUCAUCAUUGUGUACUUUUACUUCAGAUAGAUAACACAUUAUUGAUAGCUUUCUGCAUGUGGAAAUGUUGUGUAAUGUAAUGUAAAUCACCUUUUGGUGUAAAAACCAUGGAAAUAAACACAAAGACGAUGUUUUAAAUGAGAAGGUAAAAAACUGAAAAAGACAGGAAAUUCUAAUGAGUACCACAGCCCACUUCACCAUACACUACCAAGGUUUUCCAGCAGACAGCUUUUUUGUAUCCAUCUUUUGCUUUAAACAGGUGUAGGAUCUUAAUUUGGGUCAGUUUCCUACAGCAGGAAAAUAAUCCUUCAGCAACAGGAAAUGUGGAUUAUAAAUCAUGGACAUUUUUUGUAGGGGAUGAUACAUUUUUCGUUAGGGCAAAUCAAGUUGACAUUUUAAAGUGGAAAUUACUAACUUCAGAAGCCUUUUUAAACUUCAAAUACACUACAUGUUUGCAUUUCCUGCUGUGCAGGAAAAUCCUCUAAAGAGUAGCUGAUAAUUUGACAGAAAAAAAUAGUGUCAAGAGUUUGACAGAAAAAAACGAUAUACAGUAUCAAUUAAUCUCAAAACAACACACACAAACAGUCCAUUUCCCCCUCGACACAUGAAUAUCUUACAUGUCUUUCCCACGAUCACUUGGCUGCACAUGUAUAAUAUACUUUCAAAUCAAAUCUGCUUGCUGUGUGGAGCAUAGUUCAGACGCCACCCUCAUCUUUGAUUUCACACUCAAUUUGCUGGGCCAGUCAACAAACGGCAGUCGGGAGAGACUUACUUCACAGCUACAUCUUUGAGCAAGCAAUGGCACUGACACACACAAGGGGAAAACCUUCAUAUAGGUUAAGUUAAUCUCGCCAUUAGAUUCACUUAGCUAUGCAUGAUGAUGCAUAAUGUUAUUACCCCCAACCUUGCAACGGUGUUCUCCAGAUACCGUUUUGUUUACUUUCACUUGCACUGGAGGAGCUGUAGAGACUAGAAAUUGUCUUCAUUUCUAUUGGAGGAGUUCCCAAAACAAAUUCAAAAUUGGCCAACAAGGUUGCAGAACAGAGCUUGUUAGUUUUUGAACUAUCCAACGGACUACGUUACCAUGCCUCCCACAAUGCAUCCCUUGAAAACGGUUCCUAGCUGGAAAUACUACUUUGCCGCACAUCAUCCAGAUGUCCAUUUACAUCACCUAGCCUCACCUAGCUACAGAUUGCUGCCAUGGCUCGUGUUAAAAGUUGCCUUUCUGUUCUGCUGCUAUUCCUUGCUGAGGGUGAGUUAUAUCAGUUUUCAUAUGAACUACACUAAAUGUAUAGGUGCAUUAUGCAUCAGGUGUAACUGCAAAUAGACCUUAAAGGUAUACAAUUAAUUCGAAACAUUGUUUGAAGCUAAGGUUCCUUUUUACUGGUGAAUGGCCAGUCCGGUCACCAUCAGUUUACAAAUAUCAGCAUCUUCCUGUUCUAUACUGUAAAAAAUGAAAUUUAGAAAAAGUCCAUGUAGUUUAAAUAUCCUAGUUGACUGGACAUUUGAAUUGGGAGAUUGUUGAGCUGACAUGGAAUACUUGAAUAAAACAGUCUGAAUUUGCUGAAAAUCUCAACCUAAAAAAGUGUGUUGGCUCAAAAUACAUGUGUUCUAUUAACAUAUUUCCCAAUGUGCCUCUCUGCAAUUUGUAUUUUACUUUAUUUUAAUAAAUGUACUUGUCAGGGACCAGUUCACAAUUAAAAUAUAUAUUUCAGUAGCUGACAUAUGAUGCAUUACAUCAGAUAUAGCAAAAAAGUGUAUUUGUUGUCAGGAUAGAAAAAAAACACUGGCCAGUCAAUGAAUUGGAUAAUAACUGUGUCACGCUCGUUGAAGGACGGGACGGACCAAGGCGCAGCGUGAUAUGCAUACAUAUUUAUUAUACCGAAUAAACACACGACAAAACAAUAAACCAACGACACGUGAAGUCCUAAGGUAACACACAACAAACCUUACCCGGAACAAGAUCCCACAACCCACUAGUGCCAAUAGGCUGCCUAAGUAUGGUCCCCAAUCAGAGACAACGAGCUACAGCUGCCUCUGAUUGGGAACCACACCGGCCAACAUAGAUCUACACAUAAUAGACCUACAACAUAGAAUAUAUAUAACAAAGAGUAUACACACCCUGACUCAACAUAUAAGCGUCCUCUGAGUCAGGGCGUGACAGUACCCCCCCCCCCCCCCCCAAAGGUGCGGACUCCGACCGCACAACAUAAACAUAACAGGGUAGGGGCCGGGUGGGCACUCUGGCUCCGGAGUGGCGCAGCUGACCGGAGCUGGAUCAGGCACCGGUGGAGCGGACUGCUCUGGCUCCGGAGUGGAGCAGCUGACCGGUGCCGGAUUAGGCACCGGUGGAACGGGCACGGGCCGUGCCGGACUGGACAAACGCACCACUGGUCUGGUGCGAGGAGCAGGCACAGGCCGGGCCGGGCUGGCGACGCGCACCACUGGCUUGGUGCGAGGAGCAGGAACAGGCCGGGCCGGGCUGGCGACGCGCACCACUGGCUUGGUGCGAGGAGCAGGAACAGGCCGGGCCGGGCUGGCGACGCGCACCACUGGCUUGGUACGAGAAGCAGGAACAGGCCGGGCCGGGCUGGCGACGCGCACCACUGGCUUGGUGCGAGGAGCAGGAACGGGCCGGACCGGACUGGCGACACGCACCACUUGCUUGGUGCGAGGAGCAGGACUGGGUUCCUUGAUUAACCCCAGCUCCUUCUGCUGCCUAACCAGCUCCUCUCGCCGUGCCUCUACACCUUCCUUCUGCUCCCUCUGAACCAAUAGCCCCCGUAAUCUGGUGGCCUCCUCUCCUAACCAACAGAUCCGCCCUAUCGCGGCCUCCUGCUGCCUCGUUGUCCACACCGUGUGCCCCCCCAAAAAAAUUAUUGGGGUUGCCUCUCCACCCUGAUCCCUUUCAUGGCCUCCAUCUUCCUUGCCAGAUCCUCUCUUAUCUCCUGCCAAGUCCAUCCUCUCUGCUCCUCCUCGGCACACUGCUUGGUCCAGGUCUGGUGGGAUCUUCGGUCACGCUCGUUGAAGGACGGGACGGACCAAGGCACAGUGUGAUAUGCAUACAUGUUUAUUAUACCGAAUAAACACACGACAAAACAAUAAACCAACGACACGUGAAGUCCUAAGGUAACACACAACAAACCUUAUACGGAACAAGAUCCCACAACCCACUAGUGCCAAAAGGCUGCCUAAGUAUGGUCCCCAAUCAGAGACAACGAGCUACAGCUGCCUCUGAUUGGGAACCACACCGGCCAACAUAGAUCUACACAUAAUAGAUCAAAACAUAGAAUAUAUAUAACAAAGAAUAUACACACCCUGACUCAACAUAUAAGCGUCCUCUGAGUCAGGGCGUGACAAACUGAAACUGGAACGGAGUCAAGGUGGAGUCUAAGUACAACAUUAACAUACUUGUCUCAAACUUAAUACAAAUAUAACAACCUACAAAAUAAUUUCCAUACAAACAUCUAUCAAACACAUGAUUUUAAGUUGAUUGAACUUUAAUCCAACUUGUCUAGUUAAGUUGGAACAAAGUUUUGCCAACUUGUCUGAUUGAGUUAGAAAAGUUUAACUUAAAAUGUGAAGCUUACGCAACGCUUCUCCCAAAAGUUGAUUUAACUUAAAAGGCUGUCAGACUAGUUACGAAAAGAUCUUGAGUUGGGCCACCUUGAUUAUUUUUUACAUUGUAGUUCUCAGAGGUUGAUUUUAUUUCAUUUAAAGGUGCACUAUGCAGAAAUCACUCCGCCAUUUACUGGUUGCAAAAAUUUGAGUAGUUCGCCUAAUUUCAGUUUAUGUGACAAAACAAGCAAUGUUUAGUGUAGAGAAUCUAUGUAACAUCUAAACCGCUUUGAAAUAUAUUUUCAAUAACCAAAGAUAUUGUAUUUUCAGCUGUUUGAAUCUAGUGUACCAAACCUAAAGUAAAAGAUGCAAAAACGAAAGUUAAAAACGGGAAGCAUAGAAAUAGCUCACAUAAAAUAGUUAUACCGCUUCUUAGACUUGCUUUUAAUAAUGACAGAUCUAUAACACACUUUUCUAUGUGAAUUUGGUCAGCUCGCCCAAAAUGUUACAUAUUGCAGCAUUAAUUUUAUUAGGAUCUCUUUUAACCCACCAAGGGCUAGUCUUCCAAGAGUCCUUUGAAAUGGACAAACAUAUAAAAUGGGAAUUGAAAUGAUUGAUACACUACUGCAUAUGUAUUUAUGCAGUUGUUUAGUCCCUUCAGGGCAACUCCAGCGUUAUGGAUGUGACAUUCACACACAACAUGAGAAACAAAAUGGCUAAUUGACUUAUCAUAAAGGAAAAUGUUAAUGUGUAUAUUUGUAGAACCCUAUAGGGGAAGUGUAGACACAAAACGACACAAUUCUAAGUAAUACCAGUUUGAAGUAACUGAACAACAAAACAUGCGUUAUGGAUGUGACGGAAAUGUACAGGCAUUUCUGGGAGAAUGGACAUAUUAGCAAAAGUCUGUGAAUCUCAAAGUCUUAUGGUAAAAUACUGAUAGCCACUUUGAAAGUAAGGCUUGGCUACACACUAAAACAACAAUGAUGAACAUAUAAAAAUGGUCAUUUAUACUUUAGAGAGAAAAUGUACAGUUGUAACAUUCUCCAUUAUGGAUGUGACGCUGUGCAAAAUCAGUCUGGAAAGUAUUCAGACCCCUUUACUUUUUCCAAAUGUUGUUACGUUAUAGCCUUAUUCUAAAAUUGAAAUAUGUUUUUCCUCAUCAAUCAACAAAAACAAAACAGGUUUUUAGAUAUUUUUUCUGUCCAAAUUUCUUAAAAAACAAAACAGAAAUACCUUAUUUACAUAAGAUGUUUCUACAACUUGAUUGGAGUCCACCUGUGGUAAAUUCAAUUGAUUGGACAUGAUUUUGAAAGGCACACACCUGUCUAUUUAAGGUUCCACAGUUGAUAGUAUAUGUCAGAGCAACAACCAAGCCAUGAGGUUUAAGGUAUUGUCCAUAGAGCUCCGAGACAGGAUUGUCUCGAGGUAUAGAUCUGGGGAAGGGCACCAAACAUUUUCAGGGGAGAAGGGCCUUGGUCAGGGACAUAACCAAUAACCUGAUGGUCACUCUGACAGAGCUCCAGAGUUCCUCUGUGGAGAUGGGAGAACCUUCCAGAAGGACAACCAUCUCUGCAGCACUCCACCAAUAAGGCCUUUAUGGUAGAGUGGCCAGACAGAAGCCACUCCUCAGGAAAGGCACAUGACAGCCCGCUUGGAGUUUACCUAAAGGCACCUAAAGGACUCUCAGACUAUGAGAAACAAGAAACAACUCUUUGGCCUGAAUGCCAAGCGUCACUUCUGGAGGAAACCUGGCACCAUCCAUACGGUGAAGCAUGGUGGUGGCAGCAUUAUGCUGUGGGGAUGUUUUUCAGCGGCUGGGACUGGGAGACUAGUCAGGAUCGAGGGAAAGAUGAACGGAGCAAAGCACAGAGAGAUCCUUAAAACCUGCUCUAGAAUGCUCAGGACCUCAGACUGGGGCGAAGGUUCACCUUCUAACACGACAACGACCCUGAGCACACAGCCAAGACAACGCAGGAGUGGCUUCAGGACAAGUCUCUGAAUAUCCUUGAGUGGCCCAGUCAGAGUCCGGACUUGAACCCGAUCGAACAUCUCUGGAGAGACCUGAAAAUAGCUGUGCAGUGACGCUCCCCAUCCAACCUGACAGAGCUUGAGAGGAUCUGCAGAGAAGAAUGGGAGAAACUCCCGAAAUACAGGUGUGCUAAGCCAUACCCAAGAAGAAUCAAGGCCGUAAUCGCUGCCACAGGUGCUUCAACAAAGUACUGAGUAAAGCGGUCUGAAUACUUAUGUAAAUGUCGUAUUUCCAUUUAAAAAAUAUAUAUUUUCAAAAGUUUCUAUAACCUGUUUUUGCUUUGUCAUUAUGGGGUAUUGAGUGGAGAUUGAUGAGGGAUAAAAAUAAAUAAAUAGGCUGUAACGUAACAAAAUGUGGUAAAAGUGAAGGGGUCUGAAUACUUUCCGAAUGCACUGUAUAUUAAAGAUUUCUUCACCAAACUUUAUCAUAAUACUUUUAUUGUCAUCUGAAAAUGCAGUGUACCUCAAAGAACCAAGAAAUCACCAGUAUCUUGAAUAGUUAUUGCAUAGGCUAUCAAAGUGCACUCGUGGGUCCCGUCUUAACCAACCAUAAAUGCACAAAUGUGCUAAAAAAAAAUGCAUUUACAAUUUUUUAUUUGAAAUUCUCUAUUUUCAUUGCGAAUUAGAGUGCUGCAUACCUCAACAACUAUAUAAAUAUUUGCACAUUCAUAAUAACACUAGAGGAAAAUGUUUUAUUUAAAAUAUUAUAUGUUAAUAUCAAUCACCUACUAACAGAAUAAACAUACAAAAACGUAAUUCAACGUUUUUUUAAAUAAACUCAUGCUUUGUGUUAUUCUCCUUUAACCUGCCAGCACAGGCUCUAUGGUACCUCCAUUUUGUUGUCCACAAAGGGACACAGGGACUGGACAACUUGACCUGCAGUCACCCAAGCCUUGUCAUCCUUGGCAGGGCAAGAUGUAAAAAAUACCUGUGUGGUCGUUUCUACUCAAGAACUUGAUUUCAACAGCAUUACCGAGUCAGUCUUUCCCUGUUACCAGUCCCACAAACUGCCUGUAUAUACACUGACAAUACCAAAUAUGAGGAACACCUUCCUAACUAAGUUGAAAGCCUGACUGAGUGUCUAAAAAUGACUCGGGACCCACGGUCUAUAUUGACCCCGUUCUAGGUGUGGAUCUGGACCACGGUCUAUAUUGACCCCGUUCUAGGUGUGGAUCUGGACCACGGUCUAUAUUGACCCCGUUCUAGGUGUGGAUCUGGACCACGGUCUAUAUUGACCCCGUUCUAGGUGUGGAUCUGGACCACGGUCUAUAUUGACCCCGUUCUAGGUGUGGAUCUGGACCACGGUCUAUAUUGACCCCGUUCUAGGUGUGGAUCUGGACCACGGUCUAUAUUGACCCCGUUCUAGGUCCAGAUCUGGACCGUGACCUGCCAGUUGAGUGUGGCUGCCCUAUAAAGUCAUUUUUGAUUGGUUUUCAUCUUUCAUUGCAUUAGGUAAAGUGAUGAAAUGCCUAAUAAUAGAGUGGUAAUUGUCUGCUUUUAGUGAAGUGAAACUUUAUGCACAUCACACAUGAUGACAUCACACAAAUAUGUUUUUCUGUCUCGCUCUUCUUUAUUCAAACAGUUGCAUAACAUUACACAACACAACAUAACGCAACAUAACAUAACAUAAGAAAACACAACACAACACAACACAUGAUUACAUAACACAACAUAACAUAACACAACGUAAAGUAACAUAACACAAGACAUGUUUACAUAACGCAACAUAACAUAACACAACGUAAAGUAACAUAACACAACGUAACACAAAUUGCCUCUAAAUCAUAAAAUUUACAUUUUGGCCCUCCAGCACGUUAUAUUAACAUAAAUCGUCAAAAAAAGAAAAAGGCAAAGCCUUGUGCUACAAAAUGGUACAACAUAUCUUUUAAAGAUAUGGCUUUUAGCUGACGCUUUUCUCCAAAGCAACUUACAAUACAGUGAGUGCAUACAUAUAUUUAAAAUAUGGUCCCAGUGUGUGUGUGUGUGUGUGUGUGAUUUUGUAAUGUAGUAAGUACUAAGUAGUGUGUAACUGUCUUCAUGCAGGGCUCUCUCAGUUGGUGAGAACACAGCAGGUUGUCACAGCAACCCUGGGAGAAGAUGCAAUCUUAAACUGUGAGCUCAUGACACCCGAAGACGUGCGCCAAGUCACCUGGCAAAAAAUGACAACUGGAGCGAAUGAAAAUGUGGCCACCUACAGUAAACACGGUCCCAAUGUCAACCUACAUUUUAAGGGGAAAGUGGAGUUUGAAGACGAGGGACUGCAGAACUGCUCUAUCAUCAUCAGAGGAGUGUCAAGAGGAGACGAGUCCUGCUACAAGUGUCUGUUUAACACCUUUCCAGAUGGACCUAUCAGCGGAACGACCUGCCUCCAAGUCAAUGGUAAAAUCUGAUAACAUAAUGUACUGUAAACUUCAUCAGAACUUCAGGCAGCCAUUUUAUCAGAUCAUACAUCCAAUGUCUUGCAACCAUUUAUUAAAUUGAAUAAUUUAGUAAAUCAUGAAAAUUGAAUCAUUGUGGUCCUUAUUCACUGUGAACUGUGUCUGUUGUUGUUCUGUAGAGCUGUAUGGACCCUCACUCCUCAUCACACAAACCAACAACAGUCACACCACUCUGUCCUGUUCUGCUACUGGACGACCUGCUCCCAUAGUGACCUGGGAAGACAGAGAAAUUCUAGAAAAUUCCACAAUGGCCAAUGUCACCCAUCCCAAUGGAACUGUCAGUGUCACCAUAACUUCCACGCUGGCAGCAUUCAGUCUACCUGACAAAGACACCAGGGUUGGCUGUAUGGUGUCACUGUUCUCCGGGGGUGUCACCAAGAAUGUAUCCAUGGUUAUUCCAGCUAGCAAUCAAGCUCCAUUUGCUGGUGAGAAAUGGUUCUGUACAUGCCUACAGUAACAAUCAAUAUACUGGUGUCAUUCUGAAGUACUGUUUCUGUUUUUCUGUGCUAGGUCUACCUGAGGUCACUGAUGGUGACAGGAUCAGUGGUAAGUCAUUCAUCUAAUGACCACAACUAAUCUCUGACACUCUUCUCUGUGAAUUGUACCAUUCUCAUCUUGUCAUCUUUCACAGGUAAGCGAACAGUGAUUGGUGCAGUGAUGGGUUCACUGUGUUUCAUUGCUGUGUGCUGUGGAGCUGUGGCACUGUGGUGCAAACAGAGAAAUAAAAUGAGAAGGUCAGUUUUACUGUCCAGAUGACAAAGAGAAAAUACAGUAUUCAUUUGACAUUGAUUGUCAAGCUUACAAAAACAAUCUUUAGUCCAAAUACCACAGCCCAUGACAGAGAACAGGAAGAACUAUCAACAGUCAACCCUCAACAUGAUGACCCUGAAAUCUAGAGGUCUAAUCUAACAGUAAGACACAUAUUCUAAUUAACAGUAGGGUUUAUGAUUUCAAGUAAACAGUGUUUGUACUUACUGUAGGUAAGGAAUAGAGUAGAACACACUGAAUUGUUUUUCAGCAUCAAAUGGAAUCCCUGGAGAAUAUGUAACUGUAAAUGCCCACAAAGUAGUUAUAUUAGUACACUUUUACAACAGAUGAUUUGGCUCUUCUCAGUAUCAUUGCCAAUUUUAAUUUCUUUCAGGACCACAACAAUCUCCAGUCCAUUCAAAAUGUAAGUAUUUGUACAACCUUAUUUGUAUCAUCCUGGUAGAGUGCUUGAAACAGAGAUGAUUGUGAAUGUUAUAAUGUGUCACAAUAACCCCAAAAUUCAAAACAUCACUCCAAAAUGUACUUUUUGUGUUUCAGGUUACACUCCCUCAGCUCCUCAGCCAAGCGUAUGAUGCAACAAGCACAAGAUGUUGUAGAGAAGUAGGUUUAAGUCCUCUUUUAUUUUAUUCUCUCAACAAGAAGCUCUGGAAUGAUGUUCUGUGGUGGUAGUCACGGUGACUGAAUACAUGCAAAUGAUUUGCAUUGUUGUUAUGUUAAUCAUGUCACUAAUAUAGGAUACUCCAUUCAGUCAAUUUUUUAAUUACCUUAUUUUAUACAGAAUGCAGUGCAUUCGGAAAGUAUUCAGACCCCUUGACUUUUUCCACAUUUUGUUACGUUACAGCCUUAUUCUGAAAUGGAUUAAAUAAAAGUAUACUGUAUAAUGAUCAUUUUAAUUGUAUUUUAAACACCUUGGUCAGCUAUUUGUUUGUAUUAGACCAUAGCUGUCAACACUUGACAGUUUUGACAUUUCUAUCUUAGGAACCUUUUAGAGUCUUACGAGAACUGAGUGACUACCACACUGUCUAACACACAUCUGUGUGGUUCAGAGACCGUCUCUAUCCAUAGGCAUUGUGGGUACGGAAUAGUGGACUGAAUGGCUGACACACAUACAGUGGGGGAAAAAGUAUUUAGUCAGCCACCAAUUGUGCAAGUUCUCCCACUUAAAAAGAUGAGAGAGGCCUGUAAUUUUCAUCAUAGGUACACGUCAACUAUGACAGACAAAAUGAGAAGAAAAAAAUCCAGAAGAUCACAUUGUAGGACUUUUAAUGAAUUUAUUUGCAAAUUAUGGUGGAAAAUAAGUAUUUGGUCAAUAACAAAAGUUUCUCAAUACUUUGUUAUAUACCCUUUGUUGACAAUGACACAGGUCAAACGUUUUCUGUAAGUCUUCACAAGGUUUUCACACACUGUUGCUGGUAUUUUGGCCCAUUCCUCCAUGCAGAUCUCCUCUAGAGCAGUGAUGUUUUGGGGCUGUCGCUGGGCAACACGGACUUUCAACUCCCUCCAAAGAUUUUCUAUGGGGUUGAGAUCUGGAGACUGGCUAGGCCACUCCAGGACCUUGAAAUGCUUCUUACGAAGCCACUCCUUCGUUGCCCGGGCGGUGUGUUUGGGAUCAUUGUCAUGCUGGAAGACCCAGCCAUGUUUCAUCUUCAAUGCCCUUGCUGAUGGAAGGAGGUUUUCACUCAAAAUCUCACGAUACAUGGCCCCAUUCAUUAUUUCCUUUACACGGAUCAGUCGUCCUGGUCCCUUUGCAGAAAAACAGCCCCAAAGCAUGAUGUUUCCACCCCCAUGCUUCACAGUAGGUAUGGUGUUCUUUGGAUGCAACUCAGCAUUCUUUGUCCUCCAAACACGACGAGUUGAGUUUUUACCAAAAAGUUCUAUUUUGGUUUCAUCUGACCAUAUGACAUUCUCCCAAUCCUCUUCUGGAUCAUCCAAAUGCACUCUAGCAAACUUCAGACGGGCCUGGACAUGUACUGGCUUAAGCAGGGGGACACGUCUGGCACUGCAGGAUUUGAGUCCCUGGCGGCGUAGUGUGUUACUGAUGGUAGGCUUUGUUAUUUUAGUCCCAGCUCUCUGCAGGUCAUUCACUAGGUCCCCCCGUGUGGUUCUGGGAUUUUUGCUCACCGUUCUUGUGAUCAUUUUGACCCCACGGGGUGAGAUCUUGCGUGGAGCCCCAGAUCGAGGGAGAUUAUCAGUGGUCUUGUAUGUCUUCCAUUUCCUAAUAAUUGCUCCCACAGUUGAUUUCUUCAAACCAAGCUGCUUACCUAUUGCAGAUUCAGCCUUCCCAGCCUGGUGCAGGUCUACAAUUUUGUUUCUGGUGUCCUUUGACAGCUCUUUGGUCUUGGCCAUAGUGGAGUUUGGAGUGUGACUGUUUGAGGUUGUGGACAGGUGUCUUUUAUACUGAUAACAAGUUCAAACAGGUGCCAUUAAUACAGGUAACGAGUGGAGGACAGAGGAGCCUCUUAAAGAAGAAGUUACAGGUCUGUGAGAGCCAGAAAUCUUGCUUGUUUGUAGGUGACCAAAUACUUAUUUUCCACCAUAAUUUGCAAAUAAAUUCAUAAAAAAUCCUACAGAGAUUUUCUGGAUUUUUUUAUUUCUCAAUUUGUCUGUCAUAGUUGACAUGUACCUAUGAUGAAAAUUACAGGCCUCUCUCAUCUUUUUAAGUGGGAGAACUUGCACAAUUGGUGGCUGACUAAAUACAUUUUUUCCCAACUGUAGAUAGGCCUGCUGGUUAUUGUAUGUGUAAAUACAGUAUCUAUGUAUGUAAAUAUAUUUAGCAGUUGGUUAAUGAUGAAACAUGAUAAAUCCACACUAGACUUGUGUUUUGUUUUAUUCUUCCCUUUAAUAUGAAUCAAA
Coregonus sp. 'balchen' is the source of this 25088-nucleotide messenger RNA. The record is from the annotation of a GenBank genome assembly. NCBI's taxonomy places the organism in Eukaryota, Metazoa, Chordata, Actinopteri, Salmoniformes, Salmonidae.